CCCCGGCCCGCCCGGCGCUGGGGGGACAUUUAGAGCAAUUACUUGUCCAGAAAGUAACUGUCAAUCAUUCUUAAAGGGGAAGGCCUCCAAUUAAUAACCUCGUCUUAAUCCUUUGGACUCAUUUCCAAUCUGCGGGGCCUUGGUGACAUCUGCAACACUAAAUAAAGAUUCUCCCGAGCCUUAGCGCGGCGGUUCUGUGACAAAUAAGAAGACUAGAGGCAACUUUGGCUGCCAAGCUGCAAGAUUGGUGAGGUUGAGCCGCUUGUUUGGUUCCCAGGAGGGACCGGCAAAGUUAAAUACUCCUGGAAAAGCCGCGUCGGGCCCAGCAGGUGUGGAGCUGCGCAAAUGAGAAGCGGGCACCAAGAUGUUCCUCAAUAAGUGUGAGGGGGACCUGGGCGAGCUGCGGAAGCCGGGGGACAGCGAGGGGACCCCUCCAGCUGCUGCUGAGGAGGAACAGCCCAAGAAGAAGCACCGGCGGAACCGCACCACGUUCACCACCUACCAGCUGCACGAGCUGGAGCGCGCCUUCGAGAAGUCCCACUACCCCGACGUGUACAGCCGCGAGGAGCUGGCCAUGAAGGUCAACCUGCCCGAGGUCCGCGUGCAGGUCUGGUUCCAGAACCGGCGAGCCAAGUGGAGGCGGCAGGAGAAGAUGGAGGCCAGCUCCAUGAAGCUCCACGACACCCCCAUGCUGUCCUUCAACCGGCCGCCCAUGACGGCCAACGUGGGGCCCAUGAGCAACUCCCUCCCGCUCGACCCGUGGCUGACAUCGCCCAUCUCCAGCGCCACCCCGGUGCACAGCAUCCCCGGCUUCAUGGGAGCCCCCCAGGCCCUGCAGCCCCCCUAUGGCGGGCACUCCUUCCUCAACACCCCCCCGGGCAUGGCUCAGGGCAUGCAGCCCAUGGCCCCCGCGCCCUACCAGUGCGGCACCCCCUUUGUGGACAAGUACCCGCUGGAGGACGUCGACCAGAGGAGCUCCAGUAUCGCCUCGCUCCGCAUGAAAGCCAAGGAGCACAUUCAGACCAUCGACAAGACCUGGCAGCCCAUUUGAUGAACGCUCCCCACUGCUCCCUACCCCGGGGGGUGACGGCGGGGUGCUCGGCAGGACCAGAGCAGGGAGGUGCCCCCCCCGGACGCAGCACCGCGGACAGCGGCACGGGGGCACCCAGCAGCCGCCCCGGCGCGGCCGCGCAGGACCUGGGGGGGUCCCUGCACCCCUUUAUUAUUAUUAUUAUUGUCAUCAAGAAGUUCUUUUUUUUUUUUCCUUCCUUUUUUUUUUAUGCACAAACAGAAACGCUCUGUUUUCGUAGGGAACAACCGGGGGGUGUUGUCUUUUCAGCCGCGUUGGGUGCAGUGCGGGAGAUGGGUGUAUGGCUGGUAAGGAGAAGAGUGGGAUGCGCUGCUCUGCUCGGCGAUGGGGAAAUCCCCCUUAACAUCACCCACACUCCACAUCCGCACGGAGACGCCGCCGUCCCCACACAUGGGUGACCGAAUCCCGGCCCGCGUCCCGCCUGCUUGUCAGGGGGAAUCUGCUCCGCCGUCACUCCGGCCCUAAUUGCUCUCCAGCGGUGCCGGUGGCACAAAGCUGCCGUAAUUGCCGGGCGGAAGGGGGGGGGGGCUCAGCCCCAAUGGGGGCAGCGGGGUCCCGAUGGGAGCAGGGAUGGGAGGGCGGGUGGUGGGGUGCCCCGCCAUGGCGCUGGGGAUGGUGUGUGGUUGGCACUGUUGGGGCGGCGCGGGGGCGAUGGCACACGUGGGGGCUUCGGGGUUCCAAACAUGGAACGUGUUGGGGCAGAUGGGGUCGGUUGGGGCCAAACACGGGGCAGAGCUGCACCCACGGCUGCGGUGGCAUUGGGGUCUCCCGAUGACACCAUCCGGGCUGCGCGCUGACCCCGUGGGGACCCGGCUCCUCGUCCCCGUCCCCCGGCUGCUGCUGCUCGUCUGCUUCGUUAGCGAUAAUUAAACCUUUAACAACC
Molecule: messenger RNA, 1973 nt
Organism: Gallus gallus (chicken)
Lineage: Eukaryota; Metazoa; Chordata; Aves; Galliformes; Phasianidae
Gene: RAX2
Product: retina and anterior neural fold homeobox 2
Exons: 4
Coding region: 365-1051 (228 amino acids)
Biological process (GO): positive regulation of transcription by RNA polymerase II
Molecular function (GO): RNA polymerase II cis-regulatory region sequence-specific DNA binding; DNA-binding transcription factor activity, RNA polymerase II-specific
Source: RefSeq, marked validated